CUAGCGCGCUCAGUCGAAAAUCGUUGCUAAUCGAAGCCAAAAGGCUCUAGUAAAAUUAAGAAAUCAACUAAAAAUUUUAUUGCGAAAUUUUUAUUAUUACGAACGAAAAAUAAUAAGCAUAAUAUACCACAUAGAUACAGAUACAAAUAGUCGCGGUUAAAGCUCAAUUUGUUGCCAUCCAAAAGAAACAAAAAGGAUUACGAUAUAUCAAUAAAUAUUCAUACACAAUCAUUAGAAAAAGCAAAAAUAUAACAGAAUGCCACUGCAAGUGAUUGAAUCCCCAAAAUGCCCGCGUUGCAGCAAGAGUGUAUACGCCGCCGAGGAGCGUCUCGCCGGCGGUUAUUCAUUCCACAAGAAUUGCUUCAGGUGCUCCAUGUGCAACAAAUCCUUGGACUCCACCAACUGCACCGAGCACGAACGUGAGCUGUACUGCAAGGUCUGCCAUGGCCGCAAAUACGGACCCAAGGGCUACGGCUUUGGCACCGGCGCCGGCACACUCUCCAUGGACAACGGUGCACAGUUCCAGAACGGUGGCGAGGCUGUAAGGAAUGGAGCUCGCAUGGAGCCACGUGCCAUUGCCCGGGCACCCGAUGGCGAGGGUUGUCCUCGUUGCGGUGGCUUCGUCUAUGCCGCCGAACAGAUGUUGGCCCGUGGUCGCAGCUGGCACAAGGAGUGCUUCAAGUGCGGCACCUGCAAGAAGGGUCUCGACUCGAUACUGUGCUGCGAGGCACCCGACAAGAACAUCUACUGCAAGGGCUGCUAUGCCAAGCAGUUCGGACCCAAGGGUUAUGGCUACGGUCAGGGCGGUGGCGCUCUGCAAUCCGAUUGCUAUGCCAACGAUGAGGGUGCUCCGCAAAUGCGCGCGGCCAUCGAGGUCGAUAGGAUUCGUGCUCGUCCCGGUGAGGGUUGCCCCCGUUGCGGUGGCGCUGUAUUCGCUGCCGAGCAGAAGCUGUCGAAGGGUCGCGAGUGGCACAAGAAGUGCUUCAAUUGCAAAGACUGCCACAAGACGCUCGACUCGAUCAAUGCCAGCGAUGGUCCCGAUGGCGAUGUCUACUGCCGCACUUGUUACGGCAAGAAGUGGGGACCUCAUGGCUAUGGCUUUGCCUGCGGCUCUGGUUUCCUGCAGACCGAUGGCCUGACCGAGGAUCAGAUCAGCGCCAGUCGUCCCUUCAUCAACCCGGACACCACCUCGAUCAAGGCUCCCGAGGGUGAGGGUUGCCCCCGUUGCGGUGGCGCUGUGUUUGCUGCCGAACAGCAGCUGUCCAAGGGCAAGAUGUGGCACAAGAAGUGCUACAACUGCACUGAUUGCCACCGCCCGCUGGACUCGGUGCUGGCCUGCGAUGGCCCCGAUGGCGACAUCUACUGCAAGGCCUGCUACGGCAAGCGCUAUGGACCCAAGGGCUUUGGCUACGGCCAUGCCCCCACAUUGGUCUCCACCAGCGGUGAAUCGACCAUUCAAUUCCCCGACGGUCGUCCACUGAACGGACAGCGCACUUCGGGCGGUUGCCCUCGCUGUGGUUUCGCCGUCUUUGCCGCCGAACAGAUGAUCAGCAAGAGCCGCAUCUGGCACAAGCGUUGCUUCUACUGCUCCGAUUGCCGCAAGUCUCUGGACUCGACGAAUCUCAACGAUGGACCCGAUGGCGAUAUCUAUUGCAGAUCCUGCUAUAGCCGCAAUUUCGGACCUAAGGGUGUGGGCUACGGAUUGGGCGCGGGCGCUUUGACAACGUUCUAAAAUGCGAAUGCAACGAAUGCAGCAGCAACAAUGCGAAUUUAAUUUAAUUAAAUUUAUCAAUAAUAUCCGUAAUGAAGAGAAAGCAACAGUAGCAAUUGUUCCAAUACAUUUUGUUAAAAUCUAUCCCAGAAACUAAUCUAUCUUAUUCACAACACUAGCUAACUUAGUAGUCUUCGGUUUCGGUUUUUCCAACGAUUUUUUGAUGAACGAAAUGUCUUAGGUUAUGUGAGAUAAUAAGCUUUAUGAACAAAAAAAAACAACUACAAAAAUCCAACAAAAAGAACAAAAAAAUAAAAGAAAAUUUUCAAAAACCUAAAAAAAAACAAACAAACAACAUUAAUGACGUUCAGAACUUACGAAAACAAAUUAAUACGAAUCUUAACUUAUCGAACGCUUUAACUUUAACUAACGAAUCAAACUACCGACAAUGGCAAAGGCUAAAAAAACAAAAAGAAAAAACCCCCAACAAAAAAAAGAAAGAAAGAAAGUAAUACAGGCUAACAUUGGGUACAGUUGUGCAGCGUAAGCUAAAGUUGUUAUCGAUUGGCGCCAAACUGCAAACUGUACCUGGUAGAGAGAGACUAUCAGAUAACACAAAAAGAAAGGAAGCGAGAGCGAGCGAACUGCAGUUUCGACUUCGAUUUCGAUAAAAAACCAAAAAUCAAUGUGUAAUAUGCUCCAAUAUCAAACCAAACGAGCUAUUGCUCAAUUGAAUAUGUUUAUAUGAUUAUGAUAAAUGAUAAUAUAUAUAUAUUGAUGAUGAUGUUGAAGAUGAAGAUGAUGAUAUAUGUAUGUAUAUUUAGCUUAUUUAGUUUUUUUUUUGUAUCUUAUAAGUACUUUCGAAUUCUUGCAAAUAUUCGUUUAAUUUCUUUUCUAAUUCAUGAGCAAAUUCAUUCACGCUCUAUAUACAACACACAUAACAUCCAAUAAUAUAUAUGCCCCAGUGGGUUCCAUGAAAAAAACAACAACAACAACUGCACAAUUUU
Molecule: messenger RNA, 2718 nt
Organism: Drosophila nasuta
Lineage: Eukaryota; Metazoa; Arthropoda; Insecta; Diptera; Drosophilidae
Gene: Mlp84B
Product: Muscle LIM protein at 84B
Exons: 2
Coding region: 257-1732 (491 amino acids)
Biological process (GO): muscle tissue development; sarcomere organization
Cellular component (GO): cytoplasm; nucleus; Z disc
Molecular function (GO): structural constituent of muscle; actinin binding
Source: RefSeq, a predicted model, not a curated record